This is a messenger RNA of Nerophis ophidion (straightnose pipefish), 1431 nucleotides long. RefSeq names its product B cell receptor associated protein 29 (gene bcap29). The transcript has 8 exons. Lineage: Eukaryota; Metazoa; Chordata; Actinopteri; Syngnathiformes; Syngnathidae. Gene Ontology annotation, cellular component: endoplasmic reticulum membrane; endoplasmic reticulum. Bases 67 to 783 code for a protein of 238 amino acids. The record is from RefSeq and is a predicted model, not a curated record. Gene Ontology annotation, biological process: endoplasmic reticulum to Golgi vesicle-mediated transport; intracellular protein transport.
GUCACGCCAUAAACAGGAAGUGCAGUAAACCGGAAAACGACACAACUUUUCAACACGCAUCACAACAUGACGCUGCAGUGGACUGUGGUGGCUCUCUUCCUCUACGUCGAGAUUGGCGUCCUCGUCAUUCUCUGUCUACCCUUCAUCUCUGCUAAGAAGUGGCAGAAGGUGUUCAACUUGAGGAUCUGGAGCCCGGUGGCCCGGUUUUCCAACAGAGUGUUUCUUACGAUGAUUGUUAUACUUAUCGUCCUAUUUCUUGAUGCCGUCCGUGAGGUGAGGAAGUACUCGGUGAAGAACCUGGGCACAGAUGCCAAGCUGCUGCCCAACAUGCACGACCACAUGCACAUGAAGCUCUUCCGGGCCCAGAGGAACCUUUACAUCUCGGGCUUCGCCGUCUUCCUCUGGCUGGUGAUGAAGAGAGUGGUCACGCUCAUCAACAACCUGGCUUCCGCCUCGGCGACCACGGCUGCACUCUUGGCGCAGACGGACGACGCCAACAAAGCUGCCAAAAAGUGCUUGGAGGACAACGAGAUGUUGAAGAAGACGCUGAUGGACGGCACGGGAGACCAGGCCACUGCUGAGGGCAUGCAGCUGCUGAGGAAGGAGGUGGAGAAACUGCAAGAGGAGCUGAAGAAGUCGGAGGACGCCCUGAAGGAGUCCCGGGUCGCCGCAGGAGGACUAAGGGAGCAGACGGACGGUCUGGCCCGAGAGUACGACCGCCUGCUGAAGGAGCACCAGGUGCUGCAGAACCUUCAAAACCAGGACGAGAAAAAGGACGCCUAGCAGGACCGGAGGAGUUUGAAGAACACGCAAGUUUUUUUUGUUUUCCUUUUUUAUUCCCGACGAGCUUAAAGGACGUUCCUCUUCCUGCCUGCAGAGCUCCUGCUUGGUGAGAUUGUUCUUACUUACUUUUUCUUCUUCUACUUUCGGCCCAUCUUACUAUUAUAUUAGCCCACAAGUUUGCACUUUCAGUUUUCUUACCGCGUCGGUUUAAUCACAGUUUGUGUGUUUUGUCCUGUGGGGAAGACAAUGUUUACAUUUAGUCUUAACAGUUUUCAUUUUAAUAUCACAAUCAUCACAGUUGUUUGCACCAAAGCAACGGGAGAUAAGAAUCUUAAAUAACAGCAACACAUUUGGGAAUUAUUGAGUAUGAAAGGUUGUUUACGUAAAAGUUGUAUUGUAUACACAGCACAUAAUGCGUGGACAUUUUUUUUUUCAUUGAUCAAAAAUAACCCUUUAAAUAUCCCGAUUGAUAUUUUUGCCAUGCAGGUGUUACACAUUGAAGGUAAUAGUAGCUGCUGUACAUACAACUUUACAUGCUGGACAAUUUUAAAAGACAUUGAAGUGGACAGUUUCUGAAGUGUAUUUUUUUUAAUAUGAGUAUAUUCACUUUUCAAAGAAUGACAGAGAUUAAUAAAAACCCGAGAGUAA